Messenger RNA from Mytilinidion resinicola, 459 nucleotides. RefSeq lists its product as uncharacterized. The record is from RefSeq and is a predicted model, not a curated record. Lineage: Eukaryota; Fungi; Ascomycota; Dothideomycetes; Mytilinidiales; Mytilinidiaceae. The coding region runs from base 1 to 459 and encodes 152 amino acids. The transcript has 2 exons.
AUGGCUGCAAGAGACUCCCACAGAGGAGCAUUGGACGACGGUCAGUCGUUCUGGAGAAGCUCAUUUCAAUCAUGGUUCCAGCUCAUGCGGAGGACUGCUCUUCAGAAUCAUGUCAAUGCUGAGACUGAUAACAACUAUGUCUGUGAUAGUAGCAACUCAACGGCUGCCGCGAUACUGGACGAAUCCAAGGUCCCUCGGAUUGCGCGAGUUAUAAGCUCUUCAAACGCGAGCUCUCUUUAUCUCAGACCGAGAGCCGCAUCCAAGGGUUUGAACCCAAUUUCACAAGAGGCCCCUAUGCCCCGAGGAAAAGCGCGAUCCCUUCAAGAUCAAAUCAGGACCCAAGUCAUUCCAAUACCAUCUUUAAACAUUGUAAGAUAUAUAGUCUCCAAUAACACCCAUCUUGUUGAAGCGGUAGCCGUAGGCCAGGUCCAUAGAGGAGCAAUUUCAGUGCCAGCGUGA